GAUGGAAUGAGAGUGCGAGAGAGAGUGGGUGAGAGAGAGAGAGAGAGAGAAAGAGAGACAGAGAGGAAGUUUAAACCAAGAGCUAUGUUUUGGGACAAGCUAAUCUGCCAGAGAGCAGUGUGAGGAUCGGAGCGCAUUGUGUGAGCGAGUGUGCGGGGGACAGAUAAGGGAACAAGCCCGCCAGCCCGACUGCUUGUUUUAAUGUGCUGACUCUAGGGAGAUAAAAAAAAUACUCUUCAGUUGUGUGCCGAGACCCUGGGCACAAGCUCCACAUCCACCAGAGGUGUACCAAAGCAGGGGAAAAGGGGACAAAAAUCUGACACAAAAGAAAUUAGAGGAUUUUUUCCCAUUUUUUAAUUGAUUAAUUUUUUCUUUCUUUUUUCCUGGGACUGACUCUCAUUUCCAGUAGAAAGAGGGAGAAAAUCACUGAAGGGGAACCCUUAGAAAAUAAGAAAAGGACAAGAGAAAGCAUUGACUACAAGAUGUUCGAAAUCAGCCGAACACUCAACGCUGCUUUGUUGAGCAAUGAGCAUCUCAAGAUGAUGGUGAGGUACCCCCAGCUCUCGGGACUAGCCACUGCUGACGGCUCCGUCCCUGAGAGGCUCUCGCCGCUAUUUCCCAGGGAUCUCCCAUCCACCCAGAUGGGGUCCAGGUCACUUUUGGGAUCGACAGAGACACAGUGGCGUCAGGCAGAACUCCCACAGCUACAGGGCUGGGCAGAGAAGGGAUUGCUGACACAGCCAAAGAUGAUAAUCAGCAACAUGGAGCCUCAGGUGACAAACGGCCCCAAUGGCACCACGGCCAACGGGCCGUCUUGCAAUAGCCGCAGCUGCCCUUCACCCAUGCAGACUGGAGGCCCUACCGACGAUAGCAAGACCAACCUCAUUGUCAACUACCUGCCCCAGAACAUGACCCAGGAGGAAUUCCGCAGCCUGUUCGGCAGCAUUGGAGAGAUCGAGUCCUGCAAGCUGGUUCGCGACAAGAUCACAGGGCAGAGUCUAGGCUAUGGGUUUGUUAACUACAUCGACCCAAAGGAUGCAGAGAAAGCCAUCAACACAUUAAACGGACUCAGACUUCAAACCAAAACUAUUAAGGUGUCAUAUGCACGACCCAGCUCAGCCUCCAUCCGAGACGCUAACCUGUAUGUGAGUGGUCUGCCCAAGACCAUGACUCAGAAGGACCUGGAGCAGCUCUUCUCCCAGUAUGGACGCAUCAUCACCUCCCGCAUCCUGGUGGACCAGGUCACAGGCCCCACAGGUGGUUCGCGGGGUGUGGGAUUCAUUCGCUUUGAUAAGAGGAUAGAGGCUGAGGAGGCCAUCAAGGGGCUGAAUGGACAGAAACCCUCUGGAGCUGCCGAGCCCAUCACCGUCAAGUUCGCCAACAACCCCAGCCAGAAGACCAGCCAAGCCCUUCUGUCCCAGCUGUACCAGUCCCCCAACCGCCGGUACCCAGGCCCCCUCCACCACCAGGCCCAGAGGUUCAGGCUGGACAAUUUGCUUAAUAUGGCCUAUGGCGUAAAGAGGUUUUCUCCCAUCACCAUUGACAGCAUGACUAGCCUGGUGGGCAUGAACAUCCCUGGCCACACAGGCACUGGCUGGUGCAUCUUUGUCUACAACCUGUCUCCAGACUCUGACGAGAGCGUCCUGUGGCAGCUGUUCGGGCCCUUCGGAGCGGUCAACAAUGUCAAGGUCAUCCGCGACUUCAACACCAACAAGUGCAAGGGCUUCGGCUUCGUCACCAUGACGAACUACGACGAGGCGGCUAUGGCCAUCGCCAGUCUCAAUGGGUACCGGUUGGGCGACCGCGUCUUGCAAGUCUCAUUCAAGACCAACAAGACCCACAAGUCCUGAACCCAUCCUCACUCCAAAUCCCCUGUCACCACCAUCACCCUUAUAGUCGCCCAACACAGCAACUCUCCAACAGGAACACAGCAAACAAACAAACAAAAAAGAACUAGAAACGGCUUAUAAUAUAGCUUUGGACCUAUAAGCCAAUGUUGCCUAAGUAUUACAAAAUGAAAAUAAAAAUAUCCAUGAUUUGGGAAUCCCUGUGAUAAUACAGGAUUCCUGUUGUAUAUCCUUUCUGUUCUUGUGAUUGUUAAAUGAUUUUCUCUUCUAUGUAAACAGUAGCAAAACCAGUCCCCUUAUUUGAAAGAAGAGAAUAUCCUUUUUAGAUUGAACUUUCUUGGUCUUGAUUCAGGAUUUCUUUCUUUUUUAAAUCCGGAUCCACUGUCGUUAGAAUUAUGCCUCCCUGACAGAAGAAGGGAGGGGGCUCUUUUUUAAAUUGGUGACCAUUCAUUCAUUUUUUGUGUAUAUUAAAAACCCCUAUAAAUUCUAAGGGAUUACACAAUCCUGUUAUCUCUGAUGCAGAAAAAAUUUUUUAAAAAAAAAAUGUUUUGUAUUGCAAACAAAACAUGUCUUUCCUCACUGGGGUUUGGGAGAUCGGGAGAGGGAGGGGAUGGGUUAGAAUUCCUGGUGACACGUUAAGUGAUUUAAAAAACACUAUUGCCAAAGAGAAAAUCUCUUUGCUUGAAAAUGCAUUCAGAAAAAUAAAUAAAGAGAAGAAAAUCUAUUUUUAUAAUAUGAUAAUUAAAAUAAGAAUUAUUGAAGAAUUUUUACAAGAAUCUGGAUUUGAAAAAAUAGAAAAAUAUUUUGACUGGCUAAUUAGAGGGUGGGGGGAGGGAUGUGCGCCACCUUGUCUUGUUCGUUCUGCAGUGGUACUUUUUAGGAUCAAAGGUUGUUUGUUUUUAGGAGAAAUUGAUUGGAGAUGAUUUUGUAGAUGGAAAGUUUUGUCAAGGGAUGCAAAUUGAGGCAGGUGAUCUUCGUAAUUUUUCAUAGUGCGUAAUUAUUCAACAGCGAUACCCAAAAGGGAAGGGAAAGAGGUCUUUCAAGGCCUAACCAUCCUCACAGUCCAGAGCCCAAAGCAAGAAGCAUUGUCCACUUGUUUUCUUUUUGUCAGUCUAUGCGAUAUCACUAAUGACUACAUACACAUCUAUCCAUUUAGAAAACCUACAUUAUCUAUUGAUUUCUUUGCUAUCAUUUUGUGGAAUUUGAAAAGAACGUCCUUUAGCGAUCAACAGUAGGUGCUAUAUUACAUGAUUCACGUAUCUUAAAUAUCCAAGUUUGUUGUUCUAUGUGUUGUUUAGAGGAAAAAAAUACUUUGAUGCUGACAUUGAAUUGAGCUGCUGUUCUUUUUUAUUUUUAUUGUUGGCCCCCAUCUGGUUAGAUUAUUCCUUGCUGAAAAACCAGAUGACGGACUUUGGGCCAUGUAAGAAUCACUUAAAGAGUUUUCUUUGGCUUGCUGACUUUUAGGUUACUUGCUGAGUGUGAAGCAUUGUCAAAAUUCUAUAAUAAUUAGCUAGUUCUGUUAGUCUAGAUAUUUGUUUCCUCAAGGGAUCUAUUACAACGGUGUCUUUAUUUGUUGUGUACAAAUAGAUAAUAUAUAGUCUACAUUUGUUUUGCAAAAUCUAUAUCUAUAUGAGUUGUCACUGUUUUUUGUUUUAUCUUGUCUUUUUCAUAUGACAACUUUAUGAAGUGAUGGUUCAGUUAUUUAGAAAACUCGUGAGGAAUCCUGUUUAAUAUGUUGUCAUGUCGCUUGUGGGAAAAAACCUUUUGGAUUACAUUUUUGUUAACUACCGCGGCAAAAGAAAUUGAACAAAAGCUUAUAAAAUAACGUAUUUAUUCAUUAUUUAUUGAUUGUUUCAUUGCUUCAACUAUUUAUUUAUUUAUAUUAAUUAUUUAUUUAUUUUGGUAUUUAUUUGUUCAGUCUGUGUAUUUACGUGAUUCUGGUACAGGGAGGGAGGACGUUUCUGAGCAAAAGGGAACCAAGCGACUAGGGGAGAGGCUCUUCCGUUAGUCCACUGCACUGAGAACUUUUAGUACGUUUGUGCUUUGUACCGAUAUAUCAAAAUUACAAUAUAAAAAAUCCAAAAGUUGAAAACUAAAAAAAAUGUCAAGAGGGUUGGUGACGCUCUUCCCUUAUUACUAGAAACAGUUACUCGCUAUGCAUAACCUAGUUGAUAGUUAAAUUUGCUAUUGCUUUUUUCUUGUCUUGUUAAACAAAAUCUUUAAAUCUUUUUCAAUACAGUUUAGUCUUAAUAGAAUGUUAUAACAGUUGUUCUGGUUCAAUAUAACCUGUGAUAAGUUUGUGUCGUUUUAAAGCCACUCCGCACCCUCCCUCCACACUACCGCUUUGUGAUGAAACUUUAUGCAAAAAUGUGGGUCUGAAGCAUAGUUUUCGGUUUUCAAACAUUUUAUAACAUCCAAUUUUGGAGACUCGGGCACAUGAAUUUGAUGAGCAAAUAAAUGUCCAUUGUAUUUGAGGGUCAUUCAUUGCACUUGAGUAAUCAGUCAACUCACCUUAGAGUCAAACUUAUUUUUAGAGAAUCAUCAUGUUUGAAAGUUACAUAAGAACAUCUCUUUAAAGAGAUCUUGAACAUUGCACACUAACUGUACUUAUGGCAGUUGUUGCAAUUUUAAAAGACUGAAGGUAUUUCAUGGAUUGUACCCAUUCUAUAUUUUAUAUACUAUAAUAUUAUAUAUAUUUUGAAAGGUAAUGGUAGGGAAUGGUUCCAGAAGUACUGAAUUGGAUUUUGUUGAGCCAGGAAACAUGAGUUGUAGGGACAUUAUAAACACUUUGACAUGCAUAUACAUACUCUCUCAUAACCACGUCUUAGGCAGCCCACCUGACAUCAUCCAACCACUAUACGGUUCUGACCUCAGAACACCAACGGACCCCUUUUCAUGCUCCAGAGCUGUUGGGAGCUUGAAUUAUGCAACAACCCCAGUAGAAUGUCGUUCUGAUGUGUGAACAUAUUUCCUAUGUCUUUUGAACUCUUAUGAUGUGUGCCUGUGUUCUGUCUAGACCCACUUGUGCGUCUGUGUGUUCAUGCGUGUGAGUGUGUUUGUGAAAACGUGUGUGUGUGUGUGUGUGUGUGUGUGUGUGUGUGUGUGUGUGUGUGUGUGUGUGUGUGUGUGUGUGUGUGUGUGUGUGUGUGUGUGUGUGUGUGUGUGUGUUUGUAAGGGUGUUUGAAACAUGGGGCUGUGUCACCUCGGUCUAUGUCCAACCCCUAUGGCUCACACCAUCCCCUGUAGCGCCUUAUAGUGGCAGCCUGCCAAUAGGAAAUCAACAGCCAGUAGUGUAGGAGGGAAGGUAAAGAGAGGAACAAGGCUCUUGUCAUUUUUUUAUUUUCUCCUAAAAUGUGUUUGUUUACUAUCUGAAAAUCUAUUAACUAUCUUUAAAGACAAAAAAAUAAGAAAAAAGUUCACAGGGCCUUACUGGUCUCUUUUACUUAUGCUAUCACUUAUCAAUUAUCGAUUAUUGAUUAUUGUUAUUAUUAUUAUUAUUGCUGUUAUUCUUAGUAUUCUUAAUCCAAUUACUGCGAUGAAUGACUUCAUGUUAUCCUUGCUAGUUUAGGUAAUUUCUGAAACUGGAAACAAAAUAAAAAAUCUUGCUGUAAAUGUUUUUUUUUUCUCAUAAAACUGUUGUGUUUGAAUUAUUUGUACUUUUGAAUGUUGGGACAAUAAAAUGAGGUGUUGAAGA
Messenger RNA from Salvelinus fontinalis (brook trout), 5541 nucleotides. Its product is annotated as ELAV-like protein 4. Gene Ontology annotation, molecular function: RNA binding. The coding region runs from base 483 to 1850 and encodes 455 amino acids. Lineage: Eukaryota; Metazoa; Chordata; Actinopteri; Salmoniformes; Salmonidae. The transcript has 9 exons. The record is from RefSeq and is a predicted model, not a curated record. Gene Ontology annotation, cellular component: ribonucleoprotein complex.